Capsicum annuum is the source of this 1126-nucleotide messenger RNA. RefSeq names its product kinesin-like protein KIN-14L. Gene Ontology annotation, molecular function: microtubule motor activity; microtubule binding; ATP binding. NCBI's taxonomy places the organism in Eukaryota, Viridiplantae, Streptophyta, Magnoliopsida, Solanales, Solanaceae. The record is from RefSeq and is a predicted model, not a curated record. Gene Ontology annotation, biological process: microtubule-based movement. Bases 15 to 614 code for a protein of 199 amino acids. The transcript has 2 exons.
AUGCGAAAACGUUGAUGUUUGCUCAUGUCAGUCCUGAAGGGGAUUCCUUCGGAGAAACAAUUAGUACUCUGAAGUUUGCACAGAGAGUUUUGAGUGUGGAACUUGGUGCAGCUCGUUUAAAUAAAGAGAGCGUCGAAGUUUUAGAGCUCAAGGCAGAGAUCGAGACCCUCAAAAAGUCGUUGGCUAACAAGGAAGCACUAACUCCUCAAACUAACAAACCAAAGGAAGCAUCAAGGACACCUUUCCAGAAGCCUAAAGCAACAGCUGAGCUUCAGGAAGGAUAUGAUGUCACAAAAUUGUAUGAUCAAGCGGGUAAUAAUAGUUUCAUGAAGACUCCUCCGAGUCCACCUUUUGAUUUUAGAAGCCAGGAUACUCCCCAAACUCCAGCUUCUGGUCUCAAAUACCAGCAAUCUCCUCGAAGUCCAACUUCUGGUUUUAAAAGCCAACAGCCUCCUCGGAGUCCAACUUCUGGUUUUAAAAGCCAGCAGCCUCCUCGGAGUCCAACUUCUGGUUUCAAAAGCCAGCAGCAUCUUCGGAGUCCAACUUCUGGUUUCAAAAGCAAGCAUGCUCCUCGGAGUACAACUUCCACCUAUAAAAGUCAGCAGCUUCCUUGAAGUCCAACUUCUGGUUUCAAAAGCCAGCAGGCACCUCGGAGUCUAACUUCCGCUUUGAAGAGCUGCAAUGUACCUAGGAGUCCAACAAGUGCUGCCAUCAAAAGCCAGGCUGUGAAAACAACAGAUAACAGAACAAGGAUUCCUUCUCUUCAACUACCCAAGACACCCGAGCCACUGAUAACCUUUAUAAGUGAGAACAAGGCAGGAAUGCAAAGUAACCGUACCAUUUCAUCUAAAUUCCAGAAGCCUUUGACUAGCAGUACUCAUGGAAAGGGAUCUCAAAUAUGAAGAUCACUUUGGACUAUUGGGAUAAUGGUUCUGAUAGAAAGUAUGUAAGCUAUAGCUUUUCGAAAGUUCAACAUUGUGAUUCUGUUGCCUGAGAUACUCCUGUUAUCUUCCCGUCCUUAUCAUGGACGCAUAAUCGUGUUCUAUUUGUGAAAAUUUACAGGAACCAACAGAAAAGGACUAAAGCAGCAGCCCUAUCAUCGCCUUUUAGUUGCCAAAAUGAGGAG